AUGCCUUUCAUUUACUUUCUCUUUCUGGACAAACGUUCAUCACUUCUAAAUGAACAAAAGCGUGACAACGAAAGUUGUCCAUAUCAAGAGAAACGCUUUCCCCAAAAACAAUGUGCUGUCAAUCAACGUGAAGAUUCUCAACGUCAAUUCGACUACAAACGUGACUUGCCAACCUAUUCGGAAGCUUACCGCUAUAAGCGUAAUCUAGAUGCAAAUAGACAAAAACGCGACAUUAAAGCCGUUCCAAAUUAUUCCUACAAACGUGAGACAACACCAUAUAAUUAUUGCAGGCGAGAUUCUGGUCCAUUAACUCAUCACAAACGAGAUAUUUCUUCAGCAUGA
Dentiscutata heterogama is the source of this 342-nucleotide messenger RNA. NCBI's taxonomy places the organism in Eukaryota, Fungi, Glomeromycota, Glomeromycetes, Diversisporales, Gigasporaceae. The record is from the annotation of a GenBank genome assembly.